Messenger RNA from Diorhabda carinulata, 2832 nucleotides. RefSeq names its product cAMP-dependent protein kinase type I regulatory subunit (gene Pka-R1). The transcript has 2 exons. The record is from RefSeq and is a predicted model, not a curated record. NCBI's taxonomy places the organism in Eukaryota, Metazoa, Arthropoda, Insecta, Coleoptera, Chrysomelidae. Gene Ontology annotation, molecular function: cAMP-dependent protein kinase regulator activity. Gene Ontology annotation, biological process: regulation of protein phosphorylation. The coding region runs from base 407 to 1525 and encodes 372 amino acids. Gene Ontology annotation, cellular component: cAMP-dependent protein kinase complex.
AUGUUUAUAAUUAUAUGUGGGUGUGGGCAUUGUCUACUAUAAAUCGAUCGAUAAAUAAAUGAAAUAUAGUAUAUCGAUUAUCAUGAUUUGUUGUAAUAUUUUGAAAUUAGUUUUAUAUAUUCCUAUUUUAAUAUAAAUAUAAAUAAUGAUAGCUUCAAAACUAUCACUUAUAUUUUAUAUUUAAAAAUUUGUUUAUAAAAUAUUAAUAAUAAUCGAAAUAAAGAAUCGACUAGUGUUUGUUACAGUGAUCCACAGUUGUCAUUUUUAUUUAAAUUGACAUUGACAAAUAUAGGCUCGUCCUUAUGUGAAAAAAUAAAUCCAUAAUACUAUCAAAACGUUUAAAAUAUACGUAAAUAUCUAGUGAUUCAACAGUGCGGUAUAAAAAACAUUUUAAAAAUAUAAAAUAAUGACAACAAAUGUCGACGAAGAACAAGCGCUUCGUGAAUGCGAGGCAUAUGUUCAAGCUCACAACAUCCAGCAAAUUCUCAAGGAUUGCAUCGUUCAGUUAUGUGUAAACCGUCCGUCGAAUCCCAUUUCAUUUCUGAAAGAACAUUUUCAAAAAUUAGAACGAGAACAAGCUUUAGACGCUAAACAACAAGCCAUGUCUCCUGAAGAUACAGAGGAUCUUUCUCCGCUACCAGCUCUUACCCAACAGCCAGUUCGACGUCGGGGAGGAAUUUCCGCAGAACCAGUUUCGGAAGAAGACGCUACGAGCUAUGUGAAAAAAGUCGUACCUAAAGAUUACAAGACCAUGGCUGCUCUUUCAAAGGCAAUUGCAAAGAAUGUUCUUUUUUCGCAUUUGGACGAAAACGAGAGAUCCGAUAUAUUCGAUGCUAUGUUUCCAGUUAACUGUCUUCCAGGUGAAUCUAUAAUACAACAAGGAGAUGAAGGGGAUAAUUUUUACGUAAUAGAUCAAGGUGAAGUGGAAGUAUACGUAAACAAUGAACUAGUAACUACAAUAAGCGAAGGAGGCAGUUUCGGUGAAUUAGCUCUGAUUUACGGUACCCCGAGAGCAGCUACGGUGAAAGCUAAAACGGACGUGAAACUUUGGGGAAUCGAUAGAGAUUCCUACAGAAGAAUCUUGAUGGGUUCGACUAUCCGUAAAAGAAAAAUGUACGAGGAAUUUUUAUCGCGCGUUUCAAUAUUAGAAAAUUUGGAUAAAUGGGAACGUCUUACCGUAGCGGACGCUUUGGAAACCGUCAGUUUUGAAGAUAAUGAAACUAUAGUGCAACAAGGAGAACGCGGCGACGAUUUUUACAUAAUAGUCGAAGGUACCGCCGUGGUUAAACAAAGCAGAAUCGACGGUGAGGAACCCACGGAAGUCGGUAGAUUAGGACCGAGCGAUUAUUUCGGGGAGAUUGCUCUGCUAUUGGACCGACCUAGGGCCGCUACGGUCGUAGCCAGCGGGCCCCUCAAAUGUGUCAAAUUAGAUAGGGCUAGAUUCGAACGAGUUUUGGGACUUUGCGCCGAUAUUUUGAAAAGAAAUAUUACUCAGUAUAACAGUUACGUUUCGUUAUCCGUUUAACGGCUACAAAGUUUUGGAUCGUGUUUGUUCGAGACCGUUUGGCAGGCUUACAAGAAAGGUGUUGAGUGAUUGCGAAAUUAGUGACUUUAUUAAAAUUUUCUGACUGUUUCGGUGGAAAUUUUUACAGUUUAAGUGUCCCUUAUAAUGUUAUAGUCGUAAAUUAAAAGUUUUAUCGAGUAAGUAUUUAGAAAUAUUUAAAAGAAAAAUGUUGGUAAUGGUGAAAAUUGAUUUUGAAUUGGUUGCUUGCAUUUUUUUCACUUUGGAAUAUAUUAAUUUUCCAUAAAAAUGAAUCACAACUUUUAAAAUAACCAAAAAACGUUUUGAUUUUUUUUUCGUUUCCAAUUUCUGACGAGUGUUUCGGAUGAAUUCUUCUUUUUUUGCAUCGUAAUCUGUCGUUGAAAUUGAUCAGCUAUUGGUUAGUUUUUUCAUUUCCUUUUAUUUUUUUUUUAUAUAUAUAUACGUGAACAUAAACAGUAUAACCUGCGAUUUUCGGGAAUUGAUAGUAUUUAAAUCACUGUUUGAAUGAAUUUUAAAUUAACCAUAAAAUUAUGUUUUUCCCUCGUCUUCGUCAGUUAAUUACAAACGUUUCUAAUCAAUUCUAGUUCAUCUUCAUGUUUAUAAAUUGUUUAUAUCGAGAUUUUUUGUCUUAUUUCAAAAUAAUUUUCGAUAUUUUUACACCAAAAAUCGUUUUAAAAACGAGAUAUUGGAAUUUAUUGAGAUUAAAAUAAUUAAAGCACCAACUAUGUUAUUAUAUAUGUCACUAAUAAUCAAAAUCUGUCAUUUCUAGUGCCAAUAAGUAUAUAAUUACAAAAAAAUGAUAUAUAGAUUUCAUUUUUUUUAGUCAAUAGUAGAUGGUUUUUCUCGGAAAUAUUGACUACAAAUUCCAAUAUGGUGCUUCCAUGAUAAAACGAAAAAAAAAUAAAAAAUCGUGUAACCAUUUGAUGGUUUCAAAAUUUCCGAGAUUAAAAUUAGGAUAUUUCAAGCAAUUGCCUGUAUAUUCAAAUGUAAUUUAAUCAAAUUAAACCUUAUUAACGGAUUCGAGGAAUUUUUUAUUAAUAUAAGGAUUGCGAGCCUGCGAAACAGUUUUGAGAUAAAGAUGCGAGCCAAAACAAACAUUCAUAUAUUAUAUUACGAAUUAAUGUUGCUUAUCAUUAACUUAUUCGCCUUUGCUUUCAUUAAAAGCUGGUACCACGAAAACGGAAUAAUUAAUCUUUAAAAAAGUUGGUACUUUUGAUGUCUUCUUGUCUGCUACAUGGAUAAUAUUUUUGUUUAUUGUAUAUAUCUUCCAUUAAAGAAAUAAUUGGUAA